Molecule: messenger RNA, 2011 nt
Organism: Pygocentrus nattereri (red-bellied piranha)
Lineage: Eukaryota; Metazoa; Chordata; Actinopteri; Characiformes; Serrasalmidae
Product: fibronectin type III domain-containing protein 9
Exons: 2
Coding region: 391-1056 (221 amino acids)
Molecular function (GO): protein binding
Source: RefSeq, a predicted model, not a curated record
UCAGACACACAGCGCGUCUCUCUCUCUCUCUCUCGUAGCGUUCUCGUUCACUUCCCUCUCUAACCUUGCGCUGUUGCACUGUGCAAAAACAGACUUUGCCACUGAGCAUCACUCAUAAGCCCAGCUUGCUACCACAGGUAUAACGUGCCUAAACCAUGCUAUAGAGAAACAGCCACGGAUCAUCUUUUUUCAGACAUCCGGCUGGACAUACCAUCAACACAACAGCAACAGAGUCACCAGUGAAUUAAACCAGCCAUCGUGUCUUCUCAGCUCUUUAGCAGUGUUACCUACAAAUCUGAACUAGCCUCACAAAACUGUAAAUAAAUCUUCAGAUCCAUGAGGAACCAACAUUGAACACUCUGAAGCACACCCCCAACCUUCAAAAAGAACAUGAUGAUCAAUGUGCAGAAUGUUUCAGCCACCUCUGCCAUCGUCAGCUGGCCCUCCAUGCCUGACUGUGUGGACACCUUUUAUAGUGUGAUGUACCACCCCAACUGGAACAGCCUCAUGAUGGACUACACACGCAAGAGCUUCAUGAGGGAAGAGAGGAUUCCAGUAAGCCAGACAACAACGCACCUGGGCAACCUCAGUCCCCAGACUACCUACAUCCUCUGUAUUACCUGCCAAUCUGCCAACCCUACAAGGGACCAGUGUAAGCUUUUCAGUACCUUGGACGAGGGCGCAGAUCGUGGGGGAAGCCGCAGGGAGCUGGCUAUGGGUGUGUGGCUGGCCAGUAGCAUUCUGCUCUUCAUCAUUGCUGUGGUUCUGCUCUGGGCCUGCCUUCACUCCAUAUGCCCAGCAAAGAGGCACUCUGAGGGGGAAAGUCAACAAGACUCCACCCCACCCUGCCAAGCUCUGACGCCCAGGAAUGAUUACGGGGCAAGAGAUGGCAGAGAGAGUCUGUACACACCAAGUUACAGCGAGGAAGACUCCCAGCAGGCAACAGUGAUAGAGAACCCUUUUCACAUUGAUCACGGAGGAGCACCCGUCAAUGGACAGUGCCAUGAGCUCAAGACACUUGGAAACAAACAAAACGGCUGCCCUGAAUUGGCCUGAACUAAAAUAGCCACUGCUGUGCUCUGGAUAUUAAGAUCACACAAAGAUAAUCAGUGUUACCUAGGGCUGCUAAUGCUUCAUAAUUUUGGUCAUUUUCAAAUCUCAAGAUGGAAAGAAUAUGAAUCCCAUCACAUGCAACUGCAGCCUUUUGCCGUAACAAGCAAGAUAAGAGGUUUAAAACAAAUAGCAGGCAAACCACUGUUUAGCCUAUUAUAAUUAAAAGUGCAAGGCCUGCAAUGCGUCUGUACACAUAUGCGCAUAUAAUUCCAUGCAUUUACCUAGCUAAGUAAGAUCGCAUCUGCCACAGCUACAAUACAUGGGUUCUACAAAAUGUCCUUAAACUGCUUAUAGUCCUAUGGCUUUCUGCAAAUGUAUUAGACAUAUGAAAAUAAAAACAACCAAUUGAUGGUUGCCUUUGGCAUACUUAUCUGCCAGGGAAAUCUUUAUCCAUCCUCUUAAAACAAAAAAGGGUAAGGCCUCAUAAUGUUUCUCAAGUCUAGUCACAGUGAAGUAACUGCAUAUUAAUGCUAAAGUAACACUCUGAGACUGGUGUACCUUCACUCAUUUACUUUGUUGAACAAUGUGCUGAGAGGCCUGUGACAAAUUCAUUGUGCAAAAAAAUGUGCUCUUGCCAUUUUACUCUAGAACAAGAGACCGGAAUAAUUUUAGAAAAAUCACAAGAUCCUGUGGUCUGAUUAACAAACCUAGGUGAAAAACACAAUGUGGACGUCAACCUGAAAGGAGUUGUUAAUCUGCUAACUGCAGAUCUGGAGAAAGAGUACCAGAAACCAUUAAAAAGUGAGGGCAAAUAAAGACUUCCUUUGAGAUUUUACCAGGACUCUGAGGACAUCAACAAUUGCCUUUUCCAUGAAAGAAACAACCUUUAAACAUGAAUCAUUCGUUUUCUGUCUUCUUACACAAAUUUCUUCUAGUUUGUGUUGUGAAAAAAAAAAAA